Messenger RNA from Talaromyces marneffei, 456 nucleotides. RefSeq lists its product as uncharacterized. Gene Ontology annotation, molecular function: nucleobase transmembrane transporter activity. NCBI's taxonomy places the organism in Eukaryota, Fungi, Ascomycota, Eurotiomycetes, Eurotiales, Trichocomaceae. Gene Ontology annotation, biological process: transmembrane transport; nucleobase transport. The record is from RefSeq and is a predicted model, not a curated record. Gene Ontology annotation, cellular component: plasma membrane. The transcript has a single exon. The coding region runs from base 1 to 456 and encodes 151 amino acids.
AUGGGUCCUGCCGUUAGUAUUAUGUUGGUUGAGUACUUCCUCAUCAGCAAGGGAAAUAUCUACAUUCCGAGUCUAUACGUGGGCAACAAAGAGAACGAACAUUACUGGUACAACGGUGGCUGGAACAUUCAGGCCUAUAUUGCGUACAUAGUGGCUGUCGGACUGUGUAUGAUCGGUUUCGUGAACAAAGUGGGCGCCUCAGUUCCGGCUGUAGGUGUCGACUUUGGCAACCUGGGUUGGCUGAUGACUUUCCCUACUGGUGCGGUUGUGUAUUAUGCGCUGUACUGGGUUUGGCCUCAUCCAAAUGUUAAGAAUACACGGGCACUGGGAUGGCAAGAGAUUGCGAAUCAGUAUGAUGAUAUUUUGUUGACUGGGGUUGCUGGUGGAUCGGGGGAUGUGGAAUCACUGGAGAAGGAUGGAGUUAAGACUCAUGAUAAGGACAUCACUGAUGUUUGA